AUGUCAGAAUCUAUAGUGCAAAAUUUUGCAGCUUAUGUGCAAGCUGCAAUAUAUUACUUCCUGGCGUUGCCUUUCACGCAGCAGAUAUCUAUUAUUGUUAUCAUUCCAUUCCUUUACUCUCUUGCAUGGCAGUUCACGCAAUCUUUGCGUAAGGAUAGAGUACCUAUGGUUCCAUACUACGUUCCAUGGGUUGGUUCGGCAGUGGCAUAUGGUACCAGGCCAUACGAGUUUUUCGCAGAGUGUCAACAGAAGUACGGUGAUGCGUUCUCUUUUAUGCUGUUAGGAAAGGUUAUGACUGUUUACUUGGGUACUAAAGGCCAUGAGUUCAUUUUAAAUGCCAAGCUUGCGGAUGUUUCUGCAGAAGCAGCUUAUACAAAGCUUACCACUCCAGUUUUUGGUGAAGGUGUGAUCUACGAUUGUCCUAACUCCAGACUGAUGGAGCAAAAGAAGUUUUGUAAAAACGCUCUUUCUGUCGAGGCUUUUAGAAAAUACGUUCCGAUUGUUGAGGAAGAGGUCAGGAACUAUUUAAACACUUCUAAACACUUGCAGCUCGAGUCAAAGGACGAGGGUGAUAUCGAUGUUAUGGAAACGCAGCCUGAGAUGACUAUUUUUACCGCUUCUCGUACUUUGCUCGGGGAAGAGUUGAGAGCUAAGUUGAACACCAGUUUUGCCCACUUAUAUGCCGACCUGGACAAAGGGUUUACACCUUUGAACUUUGUAUUCUCUUACCUGCCUUUGGAUAACUUCCGUAAGAGGGACAAUGCUCAAAAAAUCAUUUCUUCUACAUACUUGGAACUGAUCACUAAAAGACGGAAGUCCAACGAUAUUCAAGAUCGUGACUUGAUAGAUGCCCUUCUAAAGUCUUCUACCUACAAGGAUGGUGUCCGGAUGACCGACAAAGAGAUUGCUCAUCUGUUGAUCGGUGUGCUUAUGGGUGGUCAGCACACCUCCGCCGCAACCUCAGCCUGGAUGAUGCUCCAUCUCGCGGAAAGACCAGAUCUACAGCAAGAGCUUUAUGAAGAACAAAUGCGUGUUCUAGAAGGCGGCAAAAAAGAACUCACCUACGACUUGCUACAAGAAAUGCCCUUAUGCAACCAAGUUAUCAAGGAAACCCUAAGGAUGCACCAUCCUUUGCAUUCCUUGUUCCGUGAGGUAACAAACGAUAUGCCCGUCCCAAAUACCCAAUAUAUUGUUCCAAAGGGCCACUACGUUUUGGCUUCGCCAGGUUUCUCCCAGCUCUCCGACGAAUAUUUCCCCAACGCUAAGGAAUUCAACCCUCACAGAUGGGAGUCCGAAUCUACCCCCGUUGCUGACGGAGCACAGGUUGACUACGGUUUUGGUGCUAUCUCUAAAGGAGUUUCCUCCCCCUACUUACCCUUCGGUGGUGGAAGACAUAGAUGUAUUGGUGAAGGAUUCGCCUACAUGCAGCUGGGCACAAUUCUAUCUGUAUUAGUAAGAACAAUGACUUGGAGCCUCCCACCACACAUGAAGGCUAUUCCAAAGCCUGACUUCGCAUCGAUGGUUACCCUCCCCAAACCACCAGCAUGUAUACACUGGGAAAAGCGGGUCAGCCACUGA
Eremothecium sinecaudum is the source of this 1578-nucleotide messenger RNA. RefSeq names its product sterol 14-demethylase (gene ERG11). Gene Ontology annotation, molecular function: iron ion binding; monooxygenase activity; oxidoreductase activity, acting on paired donors, with incorporation or reduction of molecular oxygen. The transcript has a single exon. NCBI's taxonomy places the organism in Eukaryota, Fungi, Ascomycota, Saccharomycetes, Saccharomycetales, Saccharomycetaceae. The coding region runs from base 1 to 1578 and encodes 525 amino acids. Gene Ontology annotation, biological process: ergosterol biosynthetic process. The record is from RefSeq and is a predicted model, not a curated record.